AUGUCUCACCCACAGUCUCGCUAUUCCUUUGACGUCCCGAACCCCUGCAUCAACUUUGCGACCCUGAGCGAUGACGACGCGCUCAACGCAGACGCCUGGUUUGACCAAAAAGCCAAUCAGGAGAAUGUCCCUCCUGGAGAAAAUCUGGCGAAAGCCUUGCUUCAGAGCCCUGCUAUUUCAAAACCUGAUAUUGUUCUGUCUUCUGCCACAUCACAAGAAAUAACAACGGGUGAAAGCCAUGGUGAACAGGACGGUGGAGCAGAACGUGUGCAGGUCAAUGUGGUUUCUCAGAAUAUUGUUGGAUCCCUGGCGAGCUGGAGAGCUACUGCUCCUGCGGAGGCCCCUCAAAGAGCGGGCAGGAAACAGACCACAAAGCAGAGAAAAGCACAGCAACGCAGACAGCCAGGCAGAGUGAAAGUGGAGAAAGAUGCUGAUGCUGUGGAAAAGGAAGAGGUUCCACCCCUGAAAAAAAUGAGAGUCCUUAGAGUACCAGGGAAAAGUCAAGGAUCUGUACCCCGGCCUGUGGGGAGUUCUAGCAGCAGGGAGAAGCUGACAGAGGUAUCCACAAAGAGAGAGCCCCUGCAGAACCCUGACCUCUCCCCAGAGAGAGGGAGAAGCAAGCUGACCAUGCCCUCCACGCCAACCAUGUUGAAGAGGACCAAUUUUUCUGGCAAGCUGAAGAGCACAGAGGAGCAGGAGCUGGAAAAGAUGCAGCAGUUGCAGCGGGAGGUUAUGGAGCUGCGGAGGAAGAACGAGGAGUCUCUGAAAGCAGCCAUUGCUGGAGCAGGACAACCCGUGAAGAGAGCUGGUGGUCAAGUAACAAAGCCAGUUGACUUCCACUUCUGCACAGAUGAUAGAAUUAAACAACACAUGGAGAACCAGCCUGGGAACAAGUACAAGGAGCUGGACUUUGCCUCAGUCCUAAGAAAGCAUCCUCCUUCUCCGGGGCGAAUGCCGAAGGGACCCACUGUCCCCAAACCGUUCAAUCUGUCCCAGGGAAACAAAAGAAAACUUGAAGAGACCACAUCAGAAUACGUGUCCCUUGCCGAGCAGGUCGAAGCAUUCCAAAAACGCACCCCCUCUCGUUACCAUUUGAGGAGCAGGAAAUCUGAUGAAGGCACAGCUCAGGGGAAGCCGGUGAAGGCUCGGCUUACGAACCCUAAAACACCAAAGCUUCUGACAAAGCAGCGCUACAGACCUGCUGCCUGCAAAACCACAGCAGAGAUAGAAGCAGAGGAAAUGGAGAAAAUUCAACAGUACAAAUUCAAAGCACGAGAACUCAAUCACAAAAUCUUUGAGGGUGGACCGCUCCUGCCCAAGAAACCCCCUGUGAAGGAACUCACGCAACCCAUUGGCUUUGAGUUGGAAAUCGAAAAAAGGAUUCAGGAGCGGGAGAGUAAGAAGCAGCAGGAGGAAGAGCACUUUGAGUUCCACUCCAGACCAUGUCCAACAAAAAUACUGGAGGACGUUGUGGGUGUUCCAGAGAAGAAAGCGCUUCCUGUUACAGUCCCCAAGUCUCCGCUCUUCACCUUGAAAAGCAGAACCCGAGCAGCCACCAGAGAUGAAGAAAAGGAAAAGGAGGCGGACCCUGUGAUCAAAGCUAACCCUAUGCCGCAUUAUGGAGUGCCCUUCAAACCUAAAAUGCCAGAGCAGAGACACGUGGAAGUUUGCCCCUUCUCUUUUGAUGCCCGUGACAGAGAGCGGCAAAUACAAAAAGAGAAGAAAAUAGAAGAAUUGCAGAAAGAAGAGGUGCCAAAGUUCAAAGCACUCCCUCUGCCUUACUUUGACCACGUUAAGCUGCCAGAAAAGAAGGUGAAAAACCCGACUCAGCCUGAGCCCUUCAACCUGCAGGUUGAUGAACGGGGAGCUGCCAAGCUGGAGAGCUGGAAACAGCAGCUUAAAGAAGACUUGAAAAAGCAGAAAGAGGCAGUGUGUUUUAAAGCUCGUCCCAACACGGUGGUGUACCAGGAGCCUUUUGUGCCUAAAAAGGAAAAUAAGCUGUUAUCAGAGAGCCUUUCUGGUUCCAUAGUUCCUGAAAGCUUUGAGCUGGCGACAGAAAGAAGAGCUAAAGAGCGGCAAGAAUUUGAAAAACGACUGGCAGCUACAGAAGCCGGAAAGGGGAAACGACUGGCAGCUACAGAAGCCGUUAGGGAGAUGCGUAAAGAGCAGAUCAGGCAGCAGCAAGAGGAGCAUGAAAAGGAAGAAGUUGCUAAGCUAAGACAAGAAAUGGUCCACAAGGCAAACCCAAUACGCAAAUACCGCAGCGUAGAAGUGAAGCCCAGUGACCAGCCACUGACUAUGCCCAAGUCUCCCAACUUCUCGGAUAGGUUCCGGUGCUGA
Mesitornis unicolor (brown roatelo) is the source of this 2340-nucleotide messenger RNA. It is a transcript of the gene TPX2, whose product is annotated as TPX2, microtubule-associated. The transcript is spliced from 17 exons. Gene Ontology annotation, biological process: activation of protein kinase activity; regulation of mitotic spindle organization. Gene Ontology annotation, cellular component: spindle; microtubule. The coding region runs from base 1 to 2340 and encodes 779 amino acids. The record is from RefSeq and is a predicted model, not a curated record. Lineage: Eukaryota; Metazoa; Chordata; Aves; Mesitornithiformes; Mesitornithidae.